AUGUCCAGUGACAAUUACACUUCUGUGACAGACUUUAUUCUCUUGGGUCUCACAGAUCGUCCAGAGCUUCAAGGCUUCCUCCUUGUGUUAUUUUUAAUCAUCUACUUUUUCACCUUGUUAGGCAACUUGGAUCUGAUUGUGUUAAUUCUACUAAAUUCUAUCCUUCACACAGCCAUGUAUUUCUUCCUCACUAACUUAGCAUUUGUCGACCUGUGCUAUUCUACAGUCACAACCCCCAAGAUGCUGACUAACAUCUUAUCAGAGAAGAAGACCAGCUCCUUUGCCGGUCGUUUCAUUCAAUUCUAUAUUUUCAUUGCUUUGCACCUUAUAGAGUUUUAUAUGCUGGCGGUAAUGGUGUAUGACCGCUAUAUGGCUAUCUGCCACCCUCUACAUUACAGCAUCAAAAUGUCCAGAAGGGUUGGCACCUGCCUCAUCGCUUUCCCCCAUGUAUGUGGCUUCUCCGAUGGCCUGUUCCACAUCACAAUAUUCAGAUUGUCCUUUUGUGGAUGCAACGUCAUCGACCAUUUUCACUGUGCCAACCCACCUCUCAUAAAGCUGUCUUGCUCUAAUACCCACUUCAAAGAAAAUGCCAUGCACCACUCUGCUGUAUUUAACCUCUUCAACUCCCUCACAAUCAUUACCUUGUCUUCUGUCUUCAUUCUCACAGCAAUCCUCAAGACCCAGUCUUCUGAGAAAAGGAGUAAAGAGUUUCCCACCUGCGGAUCCCACAUGAUGGGUGUCACUUUAUUUUAUGGGUCACUCUUCUGCAUGCAUGUGAGACCUCUGAAGGAUCAGUCCAUGGAGCAGUCCAAGAUAAUAUAUAUCUUCUAUACAUUUGUGCAUCCGAUGUUGAAUCUAAUGAUCUACAGUCUGAGGAACAAAGAUGUAAAAGCGACCUUGAGGAAAUUGAUAAAUGAAAGGGCAAUACUUCCAUUUUACAAUAAAUUGACAUUGAGAGAGGUAUAUCUCCAUCACAUCUGUAAGCCACUAAACAAUUCCCUCACUUUUCCCCCAGAAAUCGGUCUCCUAGAGCUUAUGCUCCACAUAGUCCUCCACUUGAACUUUAAAUGCAGAAGUUUGUGUAAAGUGGGAAGAACACAGGUUAUCACACUAACUGGCACUCCAACCCCUCAUUUCAAGAUCGUUCAAUUCUAUGAAUUAACAUUUCUCAAGAGAGGUGCUUCAAGUAGUAAAUGGAAGAAAUCCUUCAGGGACUUGGCCAGUGAAUUAUGA
Messenger RNA from Tachyglossus aculeatus (Australian echidna), 1233 nucleotides. RefSeq names its product olfactory receptor 5M11-like. Gene Ontology annotation, cellular component: membrane. Gene Ontology annotation, molecular function: olfactory receptor activity; odorant binding; G protein-coupled receptor activity. Gene Ontology annotation, biological process: G protein-coupled receptor signaling pathway; sensory perception of smell. The record is from RefSeq and is a predicted model, not a curated record. NCBI's taxonomy places the organism in Eukaryota, Metazoa, Chordata, Mammalia, Monotremata, Tachyglossidae.